UAAUGGAAUGGAAUCAAAAUAAAAGGGGUUAAGUGCUUGUUUGCAUAGCUUUUUGACAACACCAACACUUCGUGAAUGUGCAUGUGCUGCUGUUCGUAUUUUAUUUUUACACUCUGAGGAAAACAAAUUCGAUGGAAAUUAAAUCACUUCGGCGUCGGCAAGUCUCCGCGGAUUUUUGGCUCCAGCCGGAAAAUUGUUCAUUAGCAAUUUGUGUAAUUAAAAAGAGAGAGUGCACGGGCUCAAAAGUGUUGUCCUUCACAGCGCUGUGACACAUGGGGACAGUCUGGGUGGCGUCAUGUUCAACUUUUGACCCGAUCGAAGCAGCCACCGCUGCCGCUUGUUAAUUUUGGAUAUUCCUUGCCAUCUGGUCGGGCUUUAAUGUAAACGCACUGGGCGAAAAAAGUCAUCCAAAGGUCAGCGAAUAAUAGAACUUUGAUUUUUGGCCACGACUUUAUCUUGAAAUUAAUCUUGAAUCUAAAAGUUUGAUUUAAUUUUAGUACCAUGUUCAAGAUUAUAAUAGAAACAGUGAGUGGAUUGAUUAGAGGCAACGCGUUCCUGACUUACUGAUUCCAGAUUCCUGGGCCUUUUUUCACUGUGUAAUUAAGCAAUACGCUUUUGUUUUUAGCCACAUUAUCUCAGCUAAUCAAGCAGAUUAAUGACCGCCUGAACUCGCCAAUCGUCUGGCGUCUGAAGACAAAACAGUCUGUGUGCUGUAGGCCUCUGUUGCCAAAAGCCUGAGAGUUGGUUUCCAGUUUUAGAGCAGCUUUAGUUUUGGCAGUUCAAUUUGAUACACUAAGGCACAAAUGUUUUAUGCAAAUGAUAUUUAAAUGAAGGCAAUGGCAAAACAAGCAAGUACGAGUGGAGAAGCGCAGGUUGAACUAGACAGACUGUCGUGUUGCCCUACAAUGCCCUACUAUUAUUAAAAGUAUGGCUUCGCCUCAUUUAUUGGUACUGUAAUGGCCACGUUAAUCAUAUUAGAAUAAUAGUUAUAAUUAAAACAAUGCAUAAGAGGGUGAGCUUGGGUCGAAACAACUCCUUCUGGUCGGCGUAGGGUACCACAGUUGACCAUUGGCGUGGCUCGUAAAAUUCUGGUUUCUGUCAUAUUAAGAGACCCCGAUAUCCGCACUUCUUCGCUCGUAUUAAUGUUUAUUCUUCGCUUCUGCACCGCGCCCAGGUUUUGAUAUAAAUACCACCUGGCAGAUGAAUCCAAACCAUACUAGAAACGUCCACGUUCCAAGUAACAUACAUCCAAAAUGAAAUUCCUGGUUGUCGCCGUCGCCCUCUUGGCCGUUGCCCACGCCGAUGUGUCCCAUCUGUCGGGCUACAACUAUGCUCCCGUGAGCAUCCCACAGCCGGCUCCUCUGCCUGUGGUCGCUCCCGCCCCCAUCAAGGUUGCUCCCGCUCCCGUGAACACCUACAUUCCCCCCGCACCAGCACCAGCUCCCAUCCAGAUUGAGGUUCCCGCCCCAGCACCCGCUCCCGUGGCCAUUCCCGCCCCAGCUCCCGUGAAGUUCGCUCCCGCUCCCGCUCCAGUGAACACCUACAUUCCCCCCGCACCCGUGCACGUCGAGAUCCCAGCUCCAGCUCCCGCUCCAGUUGUGAUCCCUGCUCCCGCUCCCGCUCCCAUCAAGGUUGCCCCCGCACCCGUCAACACCUACAUUCCCCCCGCACCCGUGAGCAUCCCAGCCCCCGCUCCCCUGCCCAUCAAGGUCGCUCCCGCUCCCGCCCCCGUUCCCGUCCUGGCCCCUCAGCCCGUUCUGGAGGAGAUCGAGCCCGUGUCCGCCGAUGGUUACCGUUACAAGACCGUCCGCCGUGUGGUCCGUCGCCUUCAGCAGCACACAUCAACUUGUGAUCCAAGCAGCAACAAGCCUAUUCUCCUCAAGAUGAAAUUCCUGAUCAUUGCCGUCGCCUUCUUGGCCUGCGCCUACGCCGAUGUCUCGGAGUUGGCUGCCGGAGGAUACGAUUAUCCCCAGCCCGCUCCGCCGGCGCCUGUGAAGAGCUACAUUCCCCCACCACCACCAGCACCCAAGAACACCUACAUUCCUCCCCCAGCUGCGCCUGCCAAGGCCUACAUCCCACCCCCACCACCACCACCACCACCGGCGCCCAAGAACACCUACAUCCCCCCAGCACCUGCCCCAGCGGCUCCCGUCGAGACCUACAUCCCUCCCGCGGCCCCAGCCCCCGCCUACAUUCCUCCCGCUGCUCCAGCCCCCGCCUACAUCCCACCUGCUCCUCUCCAGGCCGAGGAGCCCAUCAUCGAGGAGAUCGAGCAGCCCGCCCAGGACGGCUACCGCUACAAGACCGUGCGCCGCCGCGUCUUCCGUCACCGCAACUAA
Messenger RNA from Drosophila santomea, 2339 nucleotides. Its product is annotated as vegetative cell wall protein gp1. The record is from RefSeq and is a predicted model, not a curated record. The coding region runs from base 1254 to 2339 and encodes 361 amino acids. Lineage: Eukaryota; Metazoa; Arthropoda; Insecta; Diptera; Drosophilidae. The transcript has 5 exons.